CUUGUUCCGGGUGAGGAUAUGGGAUCGAAAUAAGAGGGACUCCUCGGACACGACCAACGUGAGAGAUCCUAUCCAUUGGAUAAUUCUCUUCUCUGCAAACCCAUUCAAAAAUCAACCGCCAGUCAGUCAGUACCAUGCUUGAGAAACUUUUCAUAGUCUCUUUGGCGGCUUCAGAUUCCAUCCAAAAUUCGCGCUUUUAUAACGCAACCACAGCCAAGAACCCUAAAUCAGAGAAAACCCUAGUUUUCUCGUAUUCUCAAGAAUGGAAGUCUCGUUAGGGAAAAAACAGAAACAAAAUGAGUUCGUUUUAGUUUCAGUUUCUCAAAUUUCAUCGUCUUCGUCUGAUUCUACGGAUAAUACUGGUUCUGGUGCUAUUGCUCGUUUUAAUGUUGAAUCUGGUUAUUCACAGCUUAUAUUUCAUCAAGAAUCUAAACCUAAUGAUGUUAUUUCUGUUGAUCUUCGGACAGCUGAGCUUUUUAGGUUAAGUCCUGUUCAAUCUAUUUGUAUAAACAGAGGCUCCGAAAGUAGCAAUUUGGAAGUGAAUUCUUACUCGAGAGCAAUUACUAUUCAAUUUAAGACGGAGAAAGAAAGUGAAGCUUUUCACUGUGCUUUUGAUAAGUGGAGGAGUGAUUCACAUGAUGUACAUACAGGAUCCCAGUUGGAAAAUGGAACAGCUUUAGCUCAUAGAAGUAAGUUUGAUGGCAAAAUAGAGGCAGCUUCUGCUAAAAUGUACUUCCAUUAUUACAGUCAAUUGCUGCACCAGCAAAAUAUGUUGCAGGAUUACGUGAGGACAGGCAUUGUGGUACUAUUGUUGACAUCGUAUUAUGCAGCAGUCCUUGAGAAUCGUGCAGACUUUACCGGCCGUGUGGUGGUAGAUGUUGGUGCUGGUAGUGGUAUUCUUUCACUAUUUGCUGCUCAGGCUGGUGCGAAACAUGUGUAUGCUGUGGAGGCAUCUGACAUGGCCGAAUCUGCGCGUAGGCUUAUUGCUGGAAAUCCAUCACUCAGAGACCGAAUUACGGUGAUCAAAGGCAAAGUUGAGGAAAUAGAGCUGCCUGAGAAGGCAGAUAUUUUGAUCUCUGAACCCAUGGGUACCUUACUGGUUAAUGAAAGAAUGCUGGAGUCAUAUGUUAUUGCUAGAGAUAGAUUCCUUGUUCCAAAUGGAAAGAUGUUUCCAACAAAUGGAAGGAUACACUUGGCUCCAUUCAGCGAUGAGUAUUUGUAUGUUGAGAUAGCAAAUAAGGCUCUCUUCUGGCAGCAGCAAAACUAUUAUGGUGUUGAUCUUACAUCUCUGUAUGGAUCUGCAUUUCAAGGAUACUUUUCUCAGCCUGUUGUUGAUGCUUUUGAUCCAAGAUUUUUGGUCGCUCCAUCUAUAUGCCACCCACUAGAUUUUCUUUCUCUCAAGGAAGAAGAGCUUUAUGAAAUUGAAAUUCCCCUAAGCUUUGUUGCGUCUGUUGGCACUAGAGUGCAUGAGUUGGCUUGUCGGUUUGAUGUUUUGUUUGAUGGAAGUACUGGAAAACGAUGGCUCACCACAGCUCCUGGUGCACCCACAACCCACUGGUACCAACUCCGUUGUGUUUUAUCUCAGCCAAUAUAUGUCAUGGCUGGACAGGAGAUUACUGGAACUCUUCGUAUGGUUGCUCACAAUGCACAGAGUUAUACCAUGUACUUAACUAUGUCAGCUAAAAUGUGGGGUGCUGGUGCUGAACAAGGAGGAAUACUUCAAACAUCUUCAUGCAAACUUGAUCUGAAAGAGCCGUACUAUCGAAUGUCUCAACCACAACCCUACGCAUGGGCCCAAGAUCAGCAGCCACAUCAGCAAAUUCAAGGACAGGAUGCUGUAGGACCUGGUCUUAUGGGAGAACCAAUGCAGAACUCAGGUGUUCCCCUGUAGAGGCUAUUUUCAAUUUGUUCCCCUGUCUCAUUCUCUCUCUGUGUUUGUAACAUAUGAAACAUGGCAUUCCCUGCCUGAUGAAGCAUGUGGGGAAGUUUGUUAAAGGUUCACAACCUUUGUUAGCCAGUCAUUUAUUGACCAAAUGCAUAAUUAUUUCGGCAGAACUAUUUCACUGUGUAUAUCACCAGAUGACUUGGAAAAUUUGAUCGAGUCUGAAUCUUAAUUGCAUGUUUCUGGAAUUUUUGAUACAAGGAGAAUUAAGGUCAAUGUAGGGAUGGUUGUUGAGGCA
This is a messenger RNA of Papaver somniferum (opium poppy), 2180 nucleotides long. Its product is annotated as probable histone-arginine methyltransferase CARM1. The transcript has 15 exons. Gene Ontology annotation, molecular function: protein-arginine N-methyltransferase activity. The record is from RefSeq and is a predicted model, not a curated record. The coding region runs from base 263 to 1891 and encodes 542 amino acids. Lineage: Eukaryota; Viridiplantae; Streptophyta; Magnoliopsida; Ranunculales; Papaveraceae. Gene Ontology annotation, biological process: peptidyl-arginine methylation.